Grosmannia clavigera kw1407 is the source of this 2793-nucleotide messenger RNA. RefSeq names its product potassium ion transporter. Gene Ontology annotation, biological process: intracellular potassium ion homeostasis; potassium ion import across plasma membrane. The transcript is spliced from 3 exons. Gene Ontology annotation, cellular component: plasma membrane. Lineage: Eukaryota; Fungi; Ascomycota; Sordariomycetes; Ophiostomatales; Ophiostomataceae. Gene Ontology annotation, molecular function: high-affinity potassium ion transmembrane transporter activity. The record is from RefSeq and is a predicted model, not a curated record. The coding region runs from base 1 to 2793 and encodes 930 amino acids.
AUGGAUUCUCUUCGGGACAUCGUCUUGCAAGAGCUCAAGUCCUUACGCCCUUCAUUCCUCUCAAAAAACCCACACUUCAAUUUCAUAUCCGUCCAUUAUUUUUGGAUUGUCGGCCUCACAGUGAUCGGGUCUAUAUUAUUAUACGGGCCUGGGCGUGGCAAGCUGAAAUACAUUGAUGCUCUGACAUUUGCUGCUGGUGGAAGCACACAGGCAGGCCUGAACACAGUCGACGUCAAUACGCUAGACACGUUUCAACAGGUGGUUUUAUACGUGAUAUGUUCGUUGGCGAAUCCGAUUACAAUCAACUCGUUCGUCGUCUUCCUUCGCCUCUACUGGUUUGAGAAACGCUUUCAGCACAUCGUCCACGAUACACGCUUGCGCCGAGGAACAAUUUCCAAGUCCAAGGCCAAGGCCGUGGAUGAUCUUUAUCUUGCCGAAAGAGGCGUCAACGGAAGACACAUCACUGUGCUGCACAACGACCUGAAUUCAAGGAUCGCAAACGACGGUGCUUUUCUAAGUCCAGUACCGUCGGUGAAUACGGAAGAGAAUGCGGCAAGACUGGCCGAGAAUGGCGGAGCCGAAGAUGACGGGAACCAUCCUCACCACCGACCCCGGUCGGACGAUGCACACGCUAGGAUGUCGAUCACCGAACAAUUUGAACUGCGCAGACCGGAGAUCAAGUUCGCCACCACAGUUAAGCGAAGUGACGGCCUUGGCGACCAGGAUGUCAAAGUAUCCCAGCGAGUGUCGGACGAAGAGCAUAUUGCCAUCUUGGAACGCCAGCGGAACCUUGAAGACGACGAAGUGCUCUGUAUUCCUGGACCUCGGGAUGCUGAGAGAGGAGUACUUCCAAGCCGAGUUGUGCGCCGCAACUCCAACGAAAGAGACGAAACAAAUCCUCACGGUGGCUCUGCAACCCGGGAACACUCACCCAACUCUGUCCGGUCGUCGCCUUUGCCAGAGACAGUAGUCAAUCCGUCAGUCAGCACAGCCGGCGAGGACCAUGCGACGGAAGUUGCAGUUUCUGACGGAACGGGUGGAGGGCACCCAAUAAUGAAGCCGGCCAUCACGAUCCAGGAGCCCGAGAAACCGCCACUACGAGAUGACUUUACGGAGGAUGCUCGUGCCUUUGUGAACGUCUUCACAUCGUUCCGUGCACGGGUCAACCCAUUCGUCAAGAAGAAAAAGGGUGCUGGCAAGGACAAAAACCACAAUGCGUUCCCUUUCAGGUUCACGCGGCGUCCGACCCUCCAUUCCCUACGGCAGGCACUCACGAGAGAUAAGGACGAGGACACGGCCCCUUACCUCAGCUGGCAGCCGACGGUGGGACGCAACUCUGCUUUCAUUGGAAUGAGCGACGAGCAGCGGGAAGAGCUGGGUGGCAUUGAAUACCGAUCAUUGAAGACGCUUGCCCUUGUGCUGUUUGUGUACUUUUGGGGCUUCUGGUUACUUGGCACAGUCUGUCUGAUACCGUGGAUCAUGCUGAGCAAGAGGUACGGCGCUGUUGUGGAUGCGGCUGAUCAGGGUCGUGUAUGGUGGGGAUUCUUCACGGCGCAAUCGUCGUUUAUGGAUCUUGGUUUCACCCUGACGCCGGACAGCAUGAACUCGUUUAACACAGCCGUGUUCCCGCUGCUUCUGAUGAGUUUUUUGAUUGUCAUUGGCAACACCGGCUUCCCUGUCAUGCUCCGGCUUAUGAUUUGGGUCGGUUCGAUACUCGUGCCUCGUGGCAGCGGCUUGUACGAGGAGCUCACAUUUUUGCUUGAUCAUCCGCGCCGCUGUUUCACCUUGCUGUUUCCAUCAGGCGCCACGUGGUGGCUGUUUUGGCUGCUUGUUAUUCUCAACGGCAUAGACCUCCUGUUUUACUGUGUUCUCGAUCUCGGAUCCGGACCGAUCGCCGAAAUGUCAGCAGGGUCUCGUGUCCUGGACGGUCUGUUUCAGGCCUUUUCGACACGCACCGCUGGCUUCUCCUGUGUGAACCUUGCGACCCUGCACCCUGCCGUUCAGGCGUCGUACAUGAUCAUGAUGUACAUCUCGGUGUUCCCCAUUGCAAUUUCGGUUCGGCGAACGAACGUGUACGAGGAGAAUUCGUUGGGAAUCUAUGUGGAAAGCGACGAGCUGGACGAAUCGGCCAAUGGGAACGACCUGGAGUUUGUUGGUGCUCAUUUGCGGCGCCAGCUGUCUUUCGACUUGUGGUUUCUGUCUGUGGGUUUCUUCAUCUUGACCAUCUCAGAAGGCACGCGACUACAAAAGAACGACUUUUCGAUGUUUGCCAUUCUAUUCGAGGUGAUCAGUGCGUACGGCACAGUCGGGCUCAGUCUUGGCUAUCCGACGGUCAACGCGUCGCUGUGCUCACAGUUCAGUGUCAUUGGCAAGCUGGUGAUCAUUGCGAUGAUGAUCCGUGGACGGCACCGCGGCUUGCCAUACGGUCUCGACCGAGCGAUUCUCUUGCCCAGCGAGUCGCUAAACCAGAAGGAAGAUGCGUUGACGGAUGGCCGAAACGCCCCAUGCGUCAUGACAGCAGCUGGACGUCGCGGAUCUGUGACGUCGAUGGGAACGCAGGCGGCCACACUCCGAGUGACGACCAGCAACCGAGACCGCGGACGCAGUCGGAGCCGAGACCACGGCAAUGGCCAUAUUUUUGCGCAGUUCCUGCAUCCUGGGCCGCCUAUCAAACACGGCCCGGUAGUCCGGCCGCAUUCUCGUCGGUCGUUCAGCGAUUCUGCGAUGGAGGAGAGCACGGCACAGACGACAGGGAUUGAAGUGCCAGGCCAAGACGGAAGAGCCCAGCCAUGA